This is a messenger RNA of Cladophialophora carrionii CBS 160.54, 1908 nucleotides long. RefSeq lists its product as uncharacterized. Gene Ontology annotation, biological process: regulation of DNA-templated transcription. Gene Ontology annotation, molecular function: DNA-binding transcription factor activity, RNA polymerase II-specific; zinc ion binding. Lineage: Eukaryota; Fungi; Ascomycota; Eurotiomycetes; Chaetothyriales; Herpotrichiellaceae. The record is from RefSeq and is a predicted model, not a curated record. The transcript has 5 exons. The coding region runs from base 1 to 1908 and encodes 635 amino acids.
AUGGCAGCCUCUACUCCACAAGAACUGGCUCCGUUUGUGGAUGUGGAUGAGGAUCUUGACACGCAGCCACAUUCGCGGGAGUUUGCCUCGCGCAAGAAGGUGAGCCUUGCAUGUCUCGCCUGCAGGAGACGCCGGACCAAGUGCGAUGGCGGUGUUCCCUGCGCCUCAUGUCUUUCUCGCAACACCGAAUGCGUCAAGGACGUGAACGAUGAUGGUCGGCGCAAGCUGGUUGUGAAGCGCAGGUUGGAAAUACUGGAAAAAGACCGCGGUCUCCUGGAUGAUCUGCUCAGGGCGCUUCGAGUGGCAGGGCCCAACCAGUUGAACGCCCUCAUUAGUAUGAUACGGGCCGACGCUGGCGCGCAAGAGAUCAAAGCGUUUUUAAAGGAUGGAUUCAGCAACGUUGGCGCCGAUGAUGACCACCAGAACCAUCGCCAACAAUCAUACAGGAGACAUCGCCACAUGCUGGGACGGAUACAAGAUUUUGUCAACCCUCCCCUACAAGUCCCAGCAAGACCGUGGACGACCGUGACUGACGACGAUGAUCUCGUCUCGCACCUCAUGUCUCUCUGGUUCACUUGGGCACAUCCUUGGUGGCAUUGGGUAGACGAAAAAGAAUUCAUCAAGGCGAUGCAAGCAGGGGACAUUUCAAGUCUGAUAUGCACGCCUUACCUGGUGAACAUGAUUCUGGCAGACGCCUGUUUGCUUGAUACCCUGGCGAAUGAUGGCUCGGAGCCGAACUUGGAGCUACGACAGCAAUUCUACAACGAAGGGAAAAGGGGACUCGAUGAUGAAGAAGGCCAUGUCUCACUGGCGUAUGUAGCCACUCUGGGUGUGCAAUGGACUUACCUCAACACAAAUGGUCAAGACCAACUGGGCAAUAUGAUAUUGUAUCAGCAAGCUAUGCUGGACAAAAGCCUCGCCAAGUGGCGCGCAAAAAUCGAAAAGAACCCCAACGUGACACCGGAUCGUCUCCAUGCCGUCGAUCAGUCGCUCGGCCGCCUCGAGUGGACGUUAUACUGCCUCAACUUAUUCGUUGGGCUCGCGCUGGAGCAGGUUCGAAUAUUUGAAAGGCCGUCUCGAGAGAUACCCGUGGAUGACCAAGACCGUCGAAAUCCCUGUAACGAGCACGGUGAAUGGAGGCCAUACCCCGUUCCGCAUACACCCAUCGAAUGGCACCCCAACUGCCACUACCUGGCAUACGUGUCACUCGCGGCCGUGAUCACGGCCGAUGAAGCGCUGUACGAAGAGCAGCGACAAUCGGACCCUCAGAAAAUGAUGUACAAGUUCGAACGGCUCUUUAGAAAGGUGAAGUCUUGGCCAGAGACUAUUCCAGCGUGCAUGAAAAUGCACGAGCGCGCAAUGCCACAUAUCAUUGCGUUACAUGCACUCCACAGCUGGGUUAUCAUUACCAUGUCCAAACAGACCGCCUCCCUCGAGGGACACACGGAAAAGCCUUCCCUGUUGUCAACGCCCGAGUCACCUGAGAAAGAACGGUGGAAAGACAUCUGCAUUGCCGAAUCGAUCCGCAUCAGUGGACUACUGGAGAUGAUGCGCCAAAAAUGGGGUGCCGACCACUUUCCCGUCAUCAUCAUUCAACCCGCCACCAUAGCGGCCUUCGCUCUGCUCGAAGACCUGGAGUCGCGGCCUGACUCCCAGCAGGCCUUUUACAACCUCUGCAUGAUCCUUCGCGCGGCAAGCCGCAGGUUCCGGGUUUGUAAGGGAGUUCUUCGUCUCUUGGAAAAAACAUCGAAAGAAAGCAACCUCACUCUCCCCGAUGGAUGCGGCGACUUGCUUGCCGAAACCACCAACGCCAUGCAGCUGGACGACGUGCCGACGAGGGUCGACGAUCUCGGGUUGGAUUAUCUGCUCGAGAAGUGGGACGACCUGGAUCUCGACGAGGCGUUUUGA